Molecule: messenger RNA, 927 nt
Organism: Candidula unifasciata
Lineage: Eukaryota; Metazoa; Mollusca; Gastropoda; Stylommatophora; Geomitridae
Source: the annotation of a GenBank genome assembly
AUGGAUAACGAGCAGGAUCUGUCAUCGGAACAAACCGACAAACUUCUCCAGUUUCAGGAUUUGACUGGGAUUGACCAGAUUCAAAGAUGUCUAGAGAUUCUCCAGGCCCAUGACUGGAACAUCGAGGCAGCAGUGCAAGAUACAUUCAAUGAACAAGAAGGAGCUCCAACUGUUUUCCAUCGACCCUCUCCUCCUGAGGACAGGGCACCAUUAGUCAAUCUUCAACCAGCAAAUCAGAGGGUUAUACUUUUUCCUGGCAGACGACCACAGGGCCUUUUUGCAUGGACAUACUAUCUGCUGACCAUGCCCAUACGAUUUGUAUGGUCAACAGUUUUCAGUAUUAUCAGAGCUUUAUUCAAUUUCUUCCGACCAGACCCCAGACGAUUUGUGACCGACCCUGUGAGGGAUGUGACAAACUUUAUUUCGACAUUCGAGUCCAAGUUUGGCAGGACACACCCUGUGUUCUACCAGGGCACUUACAGCCAGGCACUGAAUGAUGCCAAGAAAGAGCUCCGGUUUCUGCUGGUGUACCUCCACAGCGAUGAACACCAGGACACAGAACAGUUCUGCAGGGACAUUUUAUGCAGUGAACCGUUUGUGAAUUUUAUUAAUGCCAACAUGCUGUUUUGGGCCUGCAACACCAGCAGUCCAGAAGGCUAUCGGGUGUCACAGGCUCUGCGAGAAAAUGCCUACCCAUUCCUGGCUGUGAUUGUGUUACGAGACAACAAGAUGAGUGUGGUUGCCAGGAUAGAAGGCCAUGUGACAGGUACUCAAGAUUUGAUUGAGCGGUUAGAGCAAAUUAUGUCAGAGAAUGAAUCAUCAUUGGCCACAGCUAGAGCUGAAAGAGCUGAGCGCAGCUUUAACCAGUCACUACGGCGACAGCAGGAUGAGGCCUACUUGGAGUCUUUAAAAGCUGACCAGGAGAAA